GGCGGCGGCGGCGCUGCAGCACGGAGCGGUGUCGGAGCGCGGGGCGCAGAGAGAGCCAUGGCUGGGGAUGGCGAGGGACGCGACCACACACCCGCCGCGGCCGCGGCUGCGGGGCCCGGCCUGAGGGAGCGGCGGCCCUAGGACCGGCCCGGCGGCGCCAGCCAGCAGCGGGGAAAAAAAAAAAAAAAUAAAUACAUUGCCACAAAAUAAAAAUUAAAAGAAAAAAAAAAAAAAAAAAAAAAGCCAACCAAAAUCGGGAAAGCCAGCAGCCCGGCAACAGCAGCAGCAGCACCGCCACCACCAGCCCGCAGCGCUCGCCCGCCGCCGCCGGCCCGCGGGAGCAACCGGCCGCCGCCAAGAGCUCCAGGACGCCCCACCGCCCACCAGAUAGAUGUGCGGUCCCGCCGCCCGCACGGCCGACGAUGAACGCGCAGCUGGCGAUGGAGAACAUCGGCGAUCUGCACGGGGUGAGCCAUGAGCCGGUCCCCGCCGCCGCCGACCUGAUGAGCGGCAGCCCCCACCACCGGAGCGCGGUGGCCCACCGCGGCAGCCACCUGCCGGCCCACCCGCGCUCCAUGGGCAUGGCGUCCAUCCUCGACGGCGGCGACUACCACCACCACCACCGGCCGCCCGAGCACGCUCUGACCGGCCCCCUGCACCCCACCAUGACCAUGGCCUGCGAGACACCCCCCGGCAUGAGCAUGAGCAGCACCUACACCACGUUAACCCCUCUUCAGCCUCUACCUCCCAUCUCGACGGUCUCGGACAAGUUCCCUCACCACCACCACCAUCAUCAUCACCAUCACCAUCCCCACCAGCGGAUACCGGGCAACGUGAGCGGCAGCUUCACACUCAUGCGGGACGAGAGGGGUCUGGCGUCUAUGAACAAUCUCUACACCCCCUACCACAAGGAUGUUACCGGCAUGGGACAGAGCCUCUCUCCGUUGUCUGGAUCGGGCCUGGGGAGCAUCCACAACUCCCAGCAAGGGCUGCCCCACUACGCUCACCCCGGCGCCACCAUGCCCGCCGAGAAAAUGCUCACCCCAAACGGAUUUGAAGCCCACCACCCUGCCAUGUUAGCCAGGCAUGGCGACCAACACCUCACCCCCACCUCCGCUGGCAUGGUGCCUAUCAACGGGAUCCCACACCACCCCCAUGCCCACUUGAAUGCCCAGAGCCACGGGCAGAUCCUGGGCUCUGCCAGGGAGCAAAACCCUUCUGUAACUGGUUCGCAGGUCAACAGUGGAAGUAAUUCAGGGCAAAUGGAAGAAAUCAAUACCAAAGAAGUAGCUCAGAGGAUCACCACCGAGCUCAAGCGGUACAGCAUCCCCCAGGCUAUCUUCGCUCAGAGGGUGCUGUGCCGCUCUCAAGGGACGCUCUCAGACCUGCUGAGGAACCCCAAGCCCUGGAGCAAGCUCAAAUCCGGCCGGGAGACCUUCCGCAGAAUGUGGAAGUGGCUCCAGGAGCCGGAGUUUCAGCGGAUGUCUGCUCUGCGGCUUGCAGCGUGCAAGAGGAAAGAACAAGAACACGGGAAGGAUAGAGGGAACACACCCAAGAAGCCUCGGUUGGUCUUCACCGAUGUCCAGCGUCGAACUCUACAUGCAAUAUUCAAGGAAAAUAAGCGUCCGUCCAAAGAAUUACAAAUCACCAUUUCCCAGCAGCUCGGGUUGGAGCUGAGCACCGUCAGCAACUUUUUCAUGAAUGCACGGAGGAGGAGUCUGGAUAAGUGGCAAGACGAGGGCAGCUCCAAUUCAGGCAACUCAUCUUCUUCAUCAAGCACUUGUACCAAAGCAUGAAGGAAUAACCACGAACUGAAACCUCGGUGGAAAAGCUUUAAAAAUAAAUAAAUAAAUAAAUAAAGACAGACCAGGACCUCAAAAUAGCAGGUUUAUACUUAAAACUAUUUGAAAAAAAAUAUUUAUAAGUCCAAAGAAACCAAAGACUUAUUUCACCUGCAUUAUGACUUUGUUCUAAGACACACACUUUAGUAGGAUGACGACUUGCAAAAAACAGAGAGGAAGAAGAAAGCGAAAUGGAGGGAAGGAAACAGAAAGCAAAGAGAAGAGGAACAGACCACUGGUCUUACACCUUAGCCCAUUAUCAUCUUCACCGUACUUGGCUGUUUAGUGGUUUGGAGCAUAGUGAUUUCCUGUCAUUGAACAGACAUCUCUUUGGAUACAGCUCUUCAUGUCCACAGCAAUUGCCAUGAAGGUGUUCAGUGUAUCCGUACUGCGUACACGCCAGUGGGUAGGGACUUAGGGCUGGUCUCCAGAGAGGGCUGUGCCACGGCACAGCCGACAAAGCGUGGAGUCGUCUGAAUUCCUUGGAACGGUAGUGUGAUUUUUGCUGUUUCACAGUUUGAACUUGAUUGGUGCAAUGCCUGGAAACAAGUUCAAGCUAGGCAAAGAAAUUUUGAAUGGUACCUAAACCAGUGCAUUCUCUUUGUUUGUUAAGGAAUGUUCAGAUUUUAAAAAGGAAAACUAUUCCAUCCAUAAAAAAAAUCGACUAGCUACCAAAGAACACAUUUAAUAAUUAUAUUGCAGGUAUUUUAUUGCAAUGAUUUUAAUAUUCCAAAGCUAUUUUUACACAAAUACUAUGUAGAGUUAUAGGUAUAAACUAAUCUAACUGUAUAACACAUAAAACUUGUAAUCAAGACUGUUAUUUGCAAUUAGUAAAACCACAUUAUUGUUUCUUUCUGUGAUUGGCAAGAAAGAAUGUCACCCGAGGAGAUCACAGCCCCUGGCAGAGCACGGGAACUGAGAAUGGGAUGCUGCUUCCAUUGAACUCAGUGAGCCCUUUCCUUACUGACUUCAACGGGAGCACAAGAAAGAGCCACGUGUUAGAGCCAUGGGUGCCCUGUGUGUGCCACUGUGGGUGCCCUGUGUGUGCCAUUGUGAGUGCCACCGUGAGUGCCACCGUGAGUGCCACCGUGAGUGCCACUGUCCCCGGGCACUGGCCUGGGCUGGAGCCCGGCGCUGUGUUCCAGAGUGGCUCAGCUCUGCCAUCUAGCCUGCAAACAGGAGACCUGAGGCACUCAGGAUGCAAAAAAUGGAACGAAUUGAGGGAUGCAAAACCACAGGGCUCAGUGUCUGAUCAAUACUCAUUGACUUUAGUGAGCUUUUUUUUACCUAUCGACCUUACCAGGCAAAGGAAUGGUAACAGCUUUGAAGGCUCGUGGUCUUCCUAUUGAAAACAGUGGUAUAACAUCAGUUAAUGUUGUGGGAGGAGCUCCAAGAGGAGCCCCUCCAGUGCUUUUGGAAGGAGGAACUGUGAUCCCUCUGAUGUCAAGAGCAAAAUUCCCGUGGCACCGAGAUACAGCCCGAUGUUUUGUGGCUUUGUAUCUAUGUGUAGCAGGCUGAGCUUUUGUCCCACGCAUUCUUUCUUGCUCAUCUAUUAGUCAGGAUAAUGCAUGAAAUAGUUCAAAGUUUGUAGCUGAAAAGCUUUAAACGCUCUGUUGCUAACAGGCCCACAGGAGAGAAAUCAUCCCGUUCCUACUCUGAUAAAAUUAAAGAGAAAAGCAUGCAACAUCUGCAUAUUAAAUUUUAAUGUAAGGGGAAAAUAGACUUUAAAAACCAUACUUGUGCCUGUUAGAUUUCUAACUGGUAUUUCUAAUCACUGUAGUAAUUAUGCUAGGUAUAUUAAAUUCCAAAAUAUCCAAAUAUGCAGUUAUAGGCCCAAUGCAAGGACUAGAAAUAGGUAAUCUUACUUCCAACUUUCUUGUUUUUAAGAAAAAAAAAAAAAGGAAAAUUCAAGGUAAACUAGAAUCCAAGCACUAUAAACAGUAGCAGAUGCUGGUUUGAGGGAUGAAGGCCACUCAAAAUACCAGUGACACCAAAGCAGAGCAACUUUUGUAGCACCAGUUAUUUCCCAAGAGGACAGGGUCUAGUCAAGGUUCAGGGUAUACAGUUUAUUUCCAUCCAGUGUUUAGAAUACAGGUGAAAUAUCUCUUUAUUAAAAUGAAGUGAAAUAAACCAAAUAUUUUUGGCACUGAAUAUUUAUCUGUAUUUCAGUAUGUUAAACCCACUUUAUUGCUGACAAAGCAAUUAUCUAUGAAAAUUAAAUCUAAUCUGGAUGAUUUUGAAUCUCUAGCUUACCUUAAAUUUUAGCAAGCUUUCUUUUGAAGUGUUCCAUCCCCACGGAGACAUAAUUGACAUGGAAACAUUGAUAAGCUCACAUAGAAAGUACCUUAUGAAUGCAGUCUCAUUAGUGUAAGGUUAAUAAAGGACAGUGAUAACUAACGGUUUAGUUUUUUCCAGCAAAACACUGCUUUGUAACGUACCUAUAGUUUAGAGAAUAAAGCCUUAUUUAUUUAAAACUUGAGAAUUUAAAAAUGCAGGGAAAUUCAAAGUACAUUGCCGCAUUUUUAGUAUUUCCAUUGUAUUGUCUUUAUAGACUACUUGCUGAAACCAAAGAGAACUUUCAUACCAGCAUUAAAUUUGCACCCAAUAUGCAAUUUCAGGAUCUCUGAUACACACACAUGCAAGCCCCUCAAUAGGACUGUGUAUAUGUACAUGCACACACAUUUUUAUGGGGUGUAUGUAUGUAUGUAUACAUGUGCACACACAUGUCCACACACACUAAAACUGAUGCACAAGUUAUAGAUUUUAAGUGUUUUGGGUUAUCUUAACAUGUCUGUUUAAGUAGAUAUAAACCUUUUGGUUUUCUCUAAGCCAUUAGGAACAAACCACUCUUCCCAUAAGCAAUAUGCGCCUCAUACUCUGAAUAGGCAAAGAACACACUUUAAUUUCCUUCAAAACACAAAGCAAAUAACUCUGGAACUGCUCAGUGUAGCUGGAAAGCUGUGUUACCUCUGAGCAGACUGCCCGGCCACACCGACUGAAGCAUGGACAGGUUACCUGGUGCUCCCUUGCUCUGACCGGUGCCAUUACUCAACAGGGCAUCCUUGGAGGGGAGUUUAUUCUAAUGCUGCAUUGAACAUUACCCAGGAAACCUGUCUCUGUCUGUUAGUGUUAGUCUUUCAGUUCAUUUCAUUCCUGACAAAAUGGAAAUUGGUUUCAAAUUCGACAAGAGGAUCUAAAACUCUGCCAGGAAGGAUUAGGAGAGGGAGCAGAACCUGAAAGUGUUUGGGAGCAUCAGGAGAUGGGGCUUCAGUCAAAGGUGACUCCAUGGGCAAGAGGGCAUUAGGAACAUGCAUUCAGCUAACAGGCUGCAUCCAAACAUGACCGCAGUGACCCACGGGGGAGGCUGGCCAAGAGGUGAACUGUCCGCAUCCAUCCCCAUUGUAAAUGGCAUCAUUAGAUUUCUAGGAAAAAAAGAACAAAACAAACAAAAAAAAAAUUCCUCCUUCAGACUGCCCCAGAGCGCUCCGUUAGCCCUGCGUGGCUUUCCAGGGCCGCAGCCUCCUCUCCUUACUCAGGUAAAGCAAACCCCACCAGAGCGAGCCAGCCAGCAACGGGGCUUUUGCUUGAGAAGUUGCUCCUGCCCACGCCAUGCCAGGAGCAAAUUCCCAAGCAGCCGAGUGGCCGGGGUGGCCUGGCAUGGGAGCAGCCCUUGGCUGCCCGCGGGCACCGCUCUUCUCCUGGCAUUUCAGGAUAAGGGCACGGUGCUGCUGGGCACCGCCCCAGGGGCUGCUGCUGCCCGGAGGGCUCGGAAACACUGCUGAGCUUAUACCAAAGAGUCUUAGGACACCUCUCCUCACCUGAGUUGUAAACGACAUUUUUACCCCAAAAAACGUUCCUUCUUUCUACUACUCUUCCUCCUAUCCUCCUCCUCUUCCUCCUCCUUUGUACAUAGGGAUGAAAACUAUGCAUUUAGCAAACAAAGAGAAAGCACUUACCCUUUUCUAUCUCACUGCGUUUGGGUGCAUUCAAAGGCCCAGGGGCUAAUUUUGAGACUUUGCUUAGCCUCCUGGUUUAUUAUUGUGGUGUGGUUAGCUUUACAAUACAUUUGGUAACUAUUUGCUAAAGACAAAGAAGCAAAAGGUAAGGAAUAGCUACUUCCACGUGUUAAAAAAAAAGAAAAAAAAAAAGAAAAAAAAAGUGUGUAAAGAUCUACUAUUUAUAGUGUGAACCAAAGACGCUACCUCACUCGAUUUCCAUUGGUGAUUUUAAUCACAUUGAUGAUACCAAAGAAUACCAAAGAUUUUUCAUGCACGGCCUUGGUCUGGAAAGGGAACUCAUCCUUCUUCUUACCCCCAUCCCCCGACCCCCUUCCUCACCUUCACUCAGUGUGUAACCUUGUCUUCAUUCUUAGUGGUAAUGCUAAUAACCUUACGAAUACUUCUCUUGCUACAACUGCUACUACUGACGAUGAUAAGGAUAAUAAUAAUAAUAAUAAUAAUAAUAAUAAAGCUCUUGGCAAACAUGUUGCAAACUUUGUAAACUCAUAGGACGAGUGCCUUGCUUGAACCAAAGUGUUAAACCGCUGUUGACCUCUUUAUCUCUCACCUUAUACUCUUUGAAUACCUCAGCCUGUUAGAAAGGCCACUAAUGAAAAAAAGGAAUAAUUCUUCACCGUGGUGCUUUUUGCCGUGCAACCAUGCAAUGAAACUUUCUUUGAUACCAAAGGAAAAUGUUUUUUUCCACUUUCUUGCUGACAAACCAAAGGUUCCCUCUUCUUUCCCCCAAAGCAGCUUGAGUCCCUCAGCCCAGACAGGCCGUGCAUCGCUUUUACCAAUUCCUCCAAAUACCUCAUAGUAAUAAAUCUUUAGGGUUAUGUUGUAUAGAGAGUCUAUGUGAUAAGGCAGAACUUACUAGUUUGAUAAUUGUUAAGGUUACUUAAAAAAAGCUUUAUAAUUCUUAUUUAUUUUGUAGGGGUUGUUUUGUUUGUAUAUUCCUUUUAUAUUGUUUGGUUUGGGUUUGGGUUUCUUCUUUUUUUCCUUUUUUUUUGGCAGAACUUCUCUGUUAUACUCAAGGAAGAUCUUAUUCCUGGGAAUGUUUCAAAGUGGGUAAAGAUCGCUGUUUGCAAUGAAUGCAAGAAAGGGAAACAUGGCUUCAAGUACUUUUGUCUUUUGUUUCAACUAGGAUGCUUUGUGUUUGCUAGUCGAUGUUCUUUUCACAGGGUAAAAAAAAAAUAUUCUCUGCUGUGAUAAAUGGUUCCUAUUUUUUCUCUAUAAUGUGCUGUGACUUUUAAUUUAAUUACAUUUUGUAUACGCUUAUUUAAUCACUGCUUUAAUUUAUGACUAUGUAGUUUAAAAAAAAAAAAUUGUAUAUAGUAGAUUCAAAAAUGGCCAAAGCUUUAUGUUACAAUCUUUUCAUUCUUGUUGCUGAGAUGAACUGAAGGAGAGUGCUUCUCUUGACUGCAGGGUGUAUCUUCAGCCUUGUCUUGGCAUGCACUUCCACCCGUGUUACAAACACUGCCAGGUUACCCCCCAGGCCUCCCUUCCCCCCAACUUGUACAUGCCAAAAUGAGUGUUUCAAGGUAGUACUUUUGUCACUUAGAAAGCAGAAAGGCAUUAUUAGCGUGUUUUUUCUUUAAUUUAUUUGUCUUUUUCUAGAAAGAUUGCUUUGUGGGUGAGACCCGCACAUCCAAAGAAUUUAAAAGUCGUUUAAUGUUUAAAAGCACUGGCAUUUGUGAGAGAUUUUGCUGAGUUUUUAUUUUCCUUCGCCAUUCGCACGGGUAGCGCAAGCGAGUAGCAGGCGCGGGCCUUGGGAGAAAAGCUGACUUGACUCUGGAAGCCUUGCUCACGGAAAGGCCUUGGCAGCGGGACAGCGAGGGCUGGAUGGGCUCAGGCCACCCAUGGGCCACCAGCGGGUCACCUGCUCCCCGGGCAGGGCCUGCAGGAUGGAUGGGUGGGUGGG
Poecile atricapillus (Black-capped chickadee) is the source of this 7760-nucleotide messenger RNA. It is a transcript of the gene ONECUT1, whose product is annotated as one cut homeobox 1. Gene Ontology annotation, cellular component: nucleus. Gene Ontology annotation, molecular function: RNA polymerase II cis-regulatory region sequence-specific DNA binding; DNA-binding transcription factor activity, RNA polymerase II-specific. Gene Ontology annotation, biological process: regulation of transcription by RNA polymerase II. NCBI's taxonomy places the organism in Eukaryota, Metazoa, Chordata, Aves, Passeriformes, Paridae. Bases 423 to 1796 code for a protein of 457 amino acids. The transcript has 2 exons. The record is from RefSeq and is a predicted model, not a curated record.